AUGGAUAAGCUCUUCACAAUUGACUCAGUGUUGAAUAUGUUGGAUGAAAAUACUCCACAAAGUGAUCAGUUCUGGCCCGAUGAAAUACAGAAUGAAGUUGAAGUUGAAUCAAAAUCGGUAGAUCAAGUCAUUAUAGAAAGCCUUAAGCUGAUUAAUGAAAAUGAAGAUCCAAAAUCAGAUGAAGAUUUUCCUUGUCAAGAUGAUGAUGUUGAUGACAGAGCAGAUGAGACAUACAUCCCAGAAUCAGAAACCUCUGAUAGCGAUAGUGAUGAAAAACAUGUGUCAUUUCAAAGUGAUCUUGUUCCGCAAGAGGUUCCAAUAGCUGGCCCCUGUGAUCAAGAAACAACAAGAUCUAGGAAAAGAAAGCGGGACCCGUCUCAAUGGCAACGAAAUGUUCGACAUCGCAGGAGGGUUAAAGGCGAGUCAUAUGUAACCCGUCGAGGGAAACGGGUACCACAAAAAGGACCAAAGCCAGUAAACUGUCUGAACUGUCGAUUCAAGUGUAGUACGUUGUUUAAUGAAGAUGAAAGAAAACGCAUUUGUGGUGAAUAUUAUGCUUUGGCUGAAAAUGCAAGACAGAAAGAUUUUUUAUGUAAACGUGUGAAAGUUUUAAAGGUCCAUCAACAUCGUAGUAGGCAUAACAAAAGCAAGAAGAACAAAUCAUGUGAAUACUCAUUUGUGAAACACUGUAGCGAAUAUCGAGUAUGUAAAAAGUUUUUUCAGAGCACUUUAAAUAUAGGCCAUUCAGCAAUCACUACAGCAAUCACAUCCAUUGAUUCCUCUGGCAAUUAUUCUAGCGAUGAUGGCACACCAGCAAAGACACCAGGGAACAAGAUCAAGCCUGAAAGGAUCGCAAAUGUUAAGACCCACAUCACAUCCUUUAAACCUGUUGAAUCUCACUACUGUCGGAAACAGACAAAGGCUCAUUACCUUCAAUGUGAUUUGACCAUCAGUAAAAUGUAUGAUCUCUAUGUCAACGACUUUUGUCCAAGAAUGUCGAUAAAUGAUCCAAUCUCAAGCAGCAAGUAUAGAGAAGUUUUUCUCAAUGAUUUCAACUUGAGAUUCUUCAGACCUGAAAAGGAUCAUUGUUCCAUAUGCAAUGGCUAUUAUAAUGCAGUAGGUGAUGAUAAAGAAAGUCUUAAAUCAGAUUGGGAAGAGCAUAAAAGGCGUGAAAAUGAGGCCUUAGACGAAAAAAGGCAUGACAAAGAACAAGCCAAAUUAGACAAAUCCUUCCGUUCAAUAUCAUUUGAUUUACAGGCCGUUCUGAAUUUACCACAUGCUGGAGACGCACAAAUUUACUAUAAGCGAAAACUCUCAGUGUAA
Molecule: messenger RNA, 1323 nt
Organism: Lottia gigantea (owl limpet)
Lineage: Eukaryota; Metazoa; Mollusca; Gastropoda; Lottiidae
Exons: 1
Coding region: 1-1323 (440 amino acids)
Source: RefSeq, a predicted model, not a curated record